This is a messenger RNA of Blepharisma stoltei, 225 nucleotides long. NCBI's taxonomy places the organism in Eukaryota, Ciliophora, Heterotrichea, Heterotrichida, Blepharismidae. The record is from the annotation of a GenBank genome assembly.
AUGAUAUAUGACAUAACGCAAAAUUUAAAAUUCAUUGUUGCUCAAAGUAAAAAAACCACUGAAUUUCGCUAUAUAGAAAAUUAUUUGCAUAAUAACAGAAUUGACUCUAUUCCUUAUUUAAUUCCUGGCAAUUAUGAUAAAAUAUAUAGACAACAAUUUUUCAAUUGGAUUAAAAAGCCAACCAAAGAGCUAUGAGAUAAAAAUUUCCUUGAAGUGAUUGUAUAA